This is a messenger RNA of Malassezia pachydermatis, 1125 nucleotides long. RefSeq names its product alpha-ketoglutarate-dependent sulfonate. Gene Ontology annotation, molecular function: 2-oxoglutarate-dependent dioxygenase activity. The transcript has a single exon. The record is from RefSeq and is a predicted model, not a curated record. The coding region runs from base 1 to 1125 and encodes 374 amino acids. Lineage: Eukaryota; Fungi; Basidiomycota; Malasseziomycetes; Malasseziales; Malasseziaceae. Gene Ontology annotation, cellular component: cytoplasm.
AUGGCACCAGUACCUGAAGUGGAACUGUUCGUUCCUGUGAACGCGAUCAAGCAGAAGACGCUCUCCAAGCCUGUGGUAGCCAAGACUGGCUCGAUUGUAUGGAAGACGCCCAAGGCCAGUGGUUUGCUGGAUCAGCUCUAUCCGUCUGAGGAGCUGACGCCUGCUAUUGGUCGUCUGUAUCCUACACUGCAAUUGAGUGAGCUAUUGGAGCAUGAAGCUGCCGACGAAUUGAUUCGCGACCUGGCCAUUAUUAUCUCCCGACGUGGUGUGGUCAUUUUCAAGUCCCAAGACAUUAGCCCUGAGCAGCAGAAGUUCUUGACCAACCGAUUGGGCCAGUUGACGGGCAAGCCCUCAACAUCAGGAUUGCAUGUGCACCCUGUCUACAACGCGGAGCGUACUAGCAACAACCCCAUUGACGAGAAGGGGACGCGCAAUCAAGACAACGAAAUUAGUGUGAUCAACAGUGACUUGUUCCAGUCGCUGGAGGUGUUUGAGCACUCUGAUGCCGACGAGUGGCAUAGUGAUAUUGCCUUUGAGCCUGUGCCGGCAGAUUAUACGUCGCUCAAGGUGCAUACGCUUCCAUCCACAGGGGGCGAUACACUUUGGUCCAGUGGGUACGAACUGUACGACCGCCUGUCGCCUGCCUUCCGAACGCUUGCCGAGAGCUUAGAAGCCCGCUUCCAUCCACCCGAGUUCAUUCAGGCUGCACGAAAACAGGACUUUGGCAUCUACCCUGGCCCUCGAGGCGCGGCAGAGAAUGUGAAUACGCAUCUCACGGCGGACCAUCCGGUGGUGCGAACCAACCCUGUGACGGGGUGGAAGACGCUAUUUGGGGCUGGUCAGCACUUUAGUCGCUUCAAGGGGCUAAGCACGACCGAGAACCGGUUCCUUCGCGACUACUUCCACCAGCACAUUGCACAGACACAUACAGCGCAGGUUCGUCAUCGCUGGGAGAAAAACGACCUGGCCAUCUGGGACAACCGAUCUACCUACCAUGCGGCUACGCCUGACUACUUCAGCCUAGGUUCCCGAUCCGGUGUGCGAGCCGUUUCUUGCGGUGAAACGCCGUAUUUGGACCCCGCCAGUGUGUCACGCAAAGCCGAGCUUGGGUCGAAGUUGAUUUGA